GCGCAAAGCACUCCACUGUGUCCGCCUCUCGCUUCAUGAGAGCUAGCACACUUGCACAGAAGGGUUGAGCAGAUUGCCGUAUUCGCCAGUGCGCACUGGAAAGGAACUUGCUGAGUAAAAGGAUGUCGAUCUGCCCAAAAAUUUUCUCAAGAUGGACUGGCAAAUGUGCUGCCUUCCACAUCACGCUACUCCAAAACAUUCGGCUGGCAUAGGAACACAGAAAAAUAUUCUUCGCCAUUUUCUCGGCGAAAUGUGUGCUCUGCGUCCACCGACCCCGCUGCCAAGCUGCAGCUGCAGAAAUGGCGCUCUUCAGUUUAAUGGGGCUGCAUGCUGCGGUUUGCCAUCCAGGAACGUACAAGGCGGUAGAAUUUGUCAUCAUAGCCGCACUCGGGGAUGCUGCUGGGAGUGGCUCUUCCUUCGGUUCGAACCGGUCUCCCCCGGGUCGAGAGAACAAUUGAAAAACCGAGUCGCUGGAACAGUCGGCACAGAGCGGAGAUUUCGCACAGACGUUCUAGUGUGUCAGCAGCAGCACCAGCACCAGCACAUAAUGAUGACGCACAAGCCGCUCCUCACUCGCUCGUUACCACUCCACACCUGGCACAUUUUCGAUACCCGUCCAUCUCAUGAUCACCGCGGCAGCAGAACCACCACGCCUCGCUGCGAUCUGCCUUCUCCCACACAUGCUUCUGUCCGUCGAUACAUGCUGUUGCUUCGAUGCUGCUGUAGUUGAUGCUGGUUUGCGAGUGGUUUGAGGCCGAGUACACAGAAGAUAGGCCCAGAGAGCGCCGCCGCUGGAUAAUGUCCUCGGGCGAUAGCGGUGCGGGCGGUGGGCAGUAGCCCGUGCGCUUCGUGGUAGCCGGCAAUAAGGGCUUGUGCUCGUCGUCAGUGUAGCCGCGCAUUUCGCCAAAAUAGUACAGAAAAAAAAGGAAAUAGUGGAAUUUCGCUAAAGAGGAAGGCAGGGGUUAA
Molecule: messenger RNA, 966 nt
Organism: Linderina pennispora
Lineage: Eukaryota; Fungi; Kickxellomycota; Kickxellomycetes; Kickxellales; Kickxellaceae
Exons: 1
Coding region: 152-730 (192 amino acids)
Source: RefSeq, a predicted model, not a curated record